AUGGACAGUCCCAAUCAUGAACUGGACGCGCAGGCCAGGCCACCUCAAGAACUACUCUGCCCACCUCUUGAGCACCAAGACCUCUUCGACAUUCGUGCUUCAGACCAAGUCGCGGAGCAAUGGCUGUCGCCCGGAGGGAUUUUGCCGCUAGACACGCAUUCUCAAACUCUCGACCAACACUUUCAACCGCUUGUCGAAGAACCUAGGCAAUCAAUCAAGUCCAGUACCGAACAGGCUGCAGGGGCGUUGAGGCUUUACUCAACGCUAUGUGAGACUUAUAAAACGAAAAAGGCUGAGAGCCGACGCCUUGAAGAUGAGAACGAGGCGCUUCACAUCCACAAUAUCGAGUUACUUGAACAGCAGAGAGCCCUAGAGUGCCGCCACGCUGAACAGGAGGCUUUAAUCACCUACUACGGGCAGAUGUUUGAUAAAGUACGAGGGGAAAUGGCGGGUGUCAUAAGGGACUGGGAAGGCCCUCUUAAUCAGGCUACACCAGAGAAGUUUGAUGUAAUUAAUGAAGACGCAUCUUAG
This is a messenger RNA of Penicillium arizonense, 531 nucleotides long. RefSeq lists its product as uncharacterized. Bases 1 to 531 code for a protein of 176 amino acids. The transcript has 2 exons. The record is from RefSeq and is a predicted model, not a curated record. NCBI's taxonomy places the organism in Eukaryota, Fungi, Ascomycota, Eurotiomycetes, Eurotiales, Aspergillaceae.